AUGUCUGGACCUGGAAAUCAAGCAAUUAACAUCAAUAGGGUCGUUGGCGAGCAUGCCAAUUUAGAAAUCACCCAUCACGGUUCAGAUUGGUACUAUGCAAUAUGUGCCUUGAUGGGUUUCUGUACUCUCCUCUUCAUGGGCCUAUCUUUCAUGAAACCUCGGGGUGAUCGUGUAUUUCACUACAUCACCGCGGGUAUAACGGCCAUCGCAUGUAUCGCUUAUUACGCGAUGGGGUCAAAUCUCGGCCAAGUUCCCAUUCAGGCUGAAUUCGUCCGACCCGGUAGACACUUGGUGGGAGCGGCAGGAACCCGAGAAAUAUUCUACGCCCGCUAUCUAGAUUGGGUUGUAACUACACCUUUGCUACUUCUCGACCUUCUCCUGACUGCCGGAGCACCAACUUCAACGAUUUUAGUCACUCUUUUUGCCGACGAGAUUAUGAUUAUUACUGGCCUAAUCGGUGCUCUAACUCGAACUCGGUUCAAGUGGGGAUUUUGGGCCUUCGGCGCGGCGGCUCUAUUAUUUAUUGUUUAUGAACUGCUGGUCAACGCUCGACGACACGCUUCGAUUCUAGGUGGAGACGCGAAGAAAACGUUUCUGCUAUGCGGCAACUUUCUUAUAUUGAUUUGGUUCUUGUAUCCUAUUUGCUGGGGUCUGAGCGAGGGUGGCAACGUCAUUCACCCUGAUGGAGAGGCCGUAUUCUAUGGUGUUUUGGAUGUCCUAGCCAAGCCCGUCUUCGGCGGCCUCCUCAUCUGGGGUCACCGCAACAUUAGCAGUUCACAGCUAGGUCUACGCGUCCAUAAUCGCGGCCAUACCAAUGGCGAGAAGUACAAUCAUGGUGCCGAUAUCCACCCCGAAGGCCUUGGGGCAAAUGUCGGUGGCCCUACUACUACUACUACCACCACUAACGACCAUCCCACUACUACCAAUACCGCCGUAUGA
Molecule: messenger RNA, 939 nt
Organism: Daldinia loculata
Lineage: Eukaryota; Fungi; Ascomycota; Sordariomycetes; Xylariales; Hypoxylaceae
Product: bacteriorhodopsin
Exons: 1
Coding region: 1-939 (312 amino acids)
Biological process (GO): monoatomic ion transport
Cellular component (GO): plasma membrane; endoplasmic reticulum
Molecular function (GO): monoatomic ion channel activity
Source: RefSeq, a predicted model, not a curated record